Oryza sativa Japonica Group (Japanese rice) is the source of this 646-nucleotide messenger RNA. RefSeq names its product peptidyl-prolyl cis-trans isomerase CYP21-3, mitochondrial. Lineage: Eukaryota; Viridiplantae; Streptophyta; Magnoliopsida; Poales; Poaceae. The record is from RefSeq and is a predicted model, not a curated record.
CCUUCAAAAGCGACGCUCUCCACCUGCGUCCUCGUCAUCCUCCCCUAGACAGACAAACUCCAGCUCCUCCUCCUCCUCCGCGCUCGAGAUCCCGCCUCCGCCUCCGCCUCCCCCAGUCGCCGGCGAGCAACUCCGGUGAAGCGCGAGCUACGGAUUAAGAAGUGCACCAUGGCCAAGGUCAAGCCAAAGGCACUGCUGGCACAAAGCAAGCAGAAGAAGAGCCCCACUCAAAUUGGCGCAACUACAAUAAUCACCUACAUCGUCCUGGGAGCCCUUGUCGUCUCUUCCGUUUACUAUGCUCUCAAAUAUUGGCAGAACAGAGGACCAGCAGCAGCAGAAGGCAUUGUGGGCAACUAAGGCAGCUGUGUAAAAUGUUGUUGUAUCAUCUUGUUGGGUAAUUUUGGUUGUUACAGUUCAGUAAAUGAAACAUAGACAGAAGGCCUCAUGUUGAAGCUUUAGUUUUAUCUCCUGGUAAAUUGCAUUAAUAUUUAUUUGAUAUGUCGUUCUUCGACAUGGAUGACUCUGUUGGGCCGAUCUUGUUAAGAGUGACAUACAUGACAGUUGCAGCUGUGAAAGUUGCAUGUGAUGCCAUCAAAACGCUGAUUAAGAAGCUUUGGUAAAACGUUUUCCCAUCUAUGACAUGCCA